CGGCACUAAAUACACGGUUUUCAAACAUUUGGAGUAUAUGCAGAGUAUAUGUUAGUGUUUAUGGCGACAUUAAAAGAUAUCUGCUCUGGUUUACCGCUCAAACCACUUCCAUCAAAACAAACUCGAGACUGCAGCAUCCCUCAUGCACCAAAACGUAACACAAACCUUUCAAAGACAGAGGAAAUUGUAAGAGUAAUAAUAAUAUAACUGUUUAAAAUAUAUGAUACUUUUUAACAAUAUGUUUGAUAUACAUGUUAUAUAUACAAAGGGAAAAUAUAUUGCUCAGAGUCAGAGAAGAAAUGCACCAUGUCCCCCCCCCUUCCCCCCUGAAACCUCUCAUUAACCCUCCCCAAGUCAGGUGCGUCCCUAAAUUUUCAUGAUUUUUGGGAUGUCGGAUAGUAUAGCAAUAGUCUCGGUAAACAGGCAACCCCCAUUUAGGGCAACCCCCAUUCAUCCCCUGACCAGCAAUAUAUUCUGUUAUUGAUUGUUUUGAACCCCUUCGGUUCUGAACCACAGACCAGUCAAUGACUUUUAUAGAAGAAAAAGUAUCCAUCCUAUAAUAUACUUUAAUUGUCACAUUCUCUGUUCCAACUGACAUCCAUAGUACAAUAUCCAACAUGUUGACAUUAUUCAAAAUCAUUUUUGUGAUAUUUCGUUGCAGCUAGCUGUAAAGAAUGCAUUGAGAUAUUUUCCCACAGAAACACAUGCUGAGCUUGCACCAGAAUUUGCCCAAGAGUUGAGAGAAUAUGGACAUAUUUAUAUGUACCGCUUUCAACCAACUUUGGAAAUGAAGUAUGUGACGAGUUUAUUCUGUCUAAUGCCAGACGAUUCUACUCAAUAGGAGUGAUAUAAUAAACCAUUAGUUUGCAAGGCUUUCUCCUUGACAAAUAAAAUCAUCUGGCAUUAGACAGAGUAAAACAAUAAAGUUGGGUGUGUUUGGGAGCAUUGUAGCUUAACCCUUUAAGUGGCAAUGUACCCUACUUUAUUAUUUUGCUCUGUCCAACGCCAGAUGAUUUUACUCGUUGAGAGGAGACUGCUGCCACUCAAUGGGUUUUAAUAAUACAUCUAGAAAGUACUCAACAAAUGUAAUGGUUGCAAAAACAUGAUAUAAUUAUUUUCUUAAUUAAUCAGGGCGUAUAAUAUUGACGAAUAUCCAUGCAAGAGCAAACACGCGGCUGCCAUAAUGUUGAUGAUAAUGAAUAACCUGGAUUCCAGAGUUGCCCAG
Paramuricea clavata is the source of this 1225-nucleotide messenger RNA. Lineage: Eukaryota; Metazoa; Cnidaria; Anthozoa; Malacalcyonacea; Plexauridae. The record is from the annotation of a GenBank genome assembly.